Mercurialis annua (annual mercury) is the source of this 2465-nucleotide messenger RNA. Its product is annotated as zinc finger BED domain-containing protein RICESLEEPER 2-like. Lineage: Eukaryota; Viridiplantae; Streptophyta; Magnoliopsida; Malpighiales; Euphorbiaceae. Gene Ontology annotation, molecular function: DNA binding; protein dimerization activity. The transcript has 4 exons. Bases 1056 to 2264 code for a protein of 402 amino acids. The record is from RefSeq and is a predicted model, not a curated record.
CAUAAUUUUCUCAACUCUUCUAUUUCUCUGUUUCUUCCAAAUUAAAACCAAUCAUCUUCUUUAAUCAAAUUUUCAAAUGGUAUAGUUGCUGUAAAUUAAAGUAUAUCUAUAACCAACAAGGCAACAAUGGAGCAAACUGUUCUUGAUCAAACAAUGGCUACUCCUAACCAACCUGCCUCUGUCCGAGAAGCAGAUACCGGUGGUCAACUUGUCUCUGGCCGAGAAACAGCUACCGCUGGACAAGCUGAAAAUGCCCGAAAGAGGAAGGACGUUCAAUCAAGAUCAGUUGUUUGGGAUCAUUUUGAGACCAUCAAAAAUUCAAACGGGAUUAUCUUUCAAGCUAAGUGUCUCUAUUGUGCUCGUAUUUACAAUUGUCAAGCUAAGAAAAAUGGCACUUCUACAUUGAGAAAUGAUAUGCUUAGGUGUUUGAAACAUCCACAUAGUAUUCAAACUAGGCAAACACUUUUAGCUUUGCAACCUGUUAUAAAUGUGAGGAAAGAGGGUAUAAUUGAUAUGGUUGAUGUUGCUACUUGGAAAUUUGAUCAACAAGCUAUAAGGUUAUCACUUGCAUAUAUGAUAAUUACUGACGAAUUACCAUUUAGAUUUGUCGAGGGACAGGGGUUUAAGAGAUUAAUGUUGACUGCAUGUCCUAUGUUUAAAAUACCAUCUAGAUGGACCGUGAGUAGAGAUUGUUAAAACAUGUAUGUUGAUGAGAGGCUGAAAUUGAAAAAUUUCUUUAAAGCACACACACAAAGGGUUAGUCUUACUACUGAUGGUUGGACCUCUAUUCAAAGAAUCAAUUACAUGUGUAUCACCGCUCAUUUCAUAGAUGAUAAUUGGAAUUUGCAUAAGAAGAUAAUAUCUUUUGUUCCCGUUUCUAGGCAUAGAGGUGAGUAUCUAUCUAAGGCUUUAGAGAAUUGCUUACUUGAGUGGGGGCUUAAAAAUAUUUUCUCCGUCACAGUUGAUAAUGCUUCUUCUAAUGAUUCUGCCAUGGGUUUCUUUAAAAAAAACUUUUAAGUUGGGGUUGCACUCCUAUUAGAUGCAAAUAUGCUCAUAUGAGGUGUAUAGCUCAUAUACUUAACAUGGUAGUUAGUGAGGGAUUAAAAGAGUCUAAUUCUUCUGUUAGAAAGGUUAGGGAAAUAGUAAGAUACAUUAGGAACUCACCUCUUCGGUUGAGCAAGUUUAAGGAUGCAUGUGAUUUAGUUGGUAUUGAAUCUAAAGCUUCUUUGACUCUUGAUGUGACAACAAGAUGGAAUGCUACCUAUCUAAUGUUAUUCAGUGCAUGCAUUUUUGAGAAGGCUUUUGAGAAAUAUGAUGAACAAGAGUCAUCAUUUAGGAAAGACUUGGGUGACGCUGUCCCUAAUUCUAAGGAUUGGGAUUCUGUUAAGCAAUUAGUUGUUAUAUUGGAGAAGUUUUAUAGAAUGACUCUGAGAAUUUCUAGAUGUUUAUAUGUGACUUCCAAUUCUUUUUUUCAUGAAAUUUCUGACUUGUGUUGUCUUUUAAAAGAUAUGACAGUUAGUAAGGAUUUAAUAUUGAGGGAUAUGGGUUUGAAUAUGAAAUGCAAGUUUGAUAAGUAUUGGGGUGAUCCACUUAAGAUGAACAACUUGAUUUUCAUUGCUAAUAUUUUUAAUCCUAUAGAUAGGGUGGAAUAUAUGGAAUUUACUUUAAUUGAAAUAUAUGGAACUGGAAUUGGUGGAAACUUGUAUCGUUCUGUUAUUUCCGACCUUCAUGAGCUGUUUGAUGAUUAUAUGAUGGUGUAUACGCCACGAACUGAUUUCAAUUCUCGAAGCAACUUCUCCGUAGAGACUAUUAGCCAAUCAAGUGUUGUCUCUUCCCAACCAAUGUCUAUGUUGAAAGCUAAAUUCAAACAACAAAAGUUCGAGACAGGUUUGGUAGGAAGUAAGAAAUCUGAAUUGGAAUUGUACCUCAAUGAGGCAAUAGUUGAAGAGGAAGGAGAUUUCGAUAUUUUGAGAUGGUGGAAGCUUAAUUCUGAAAGAUUACCUAUCCUGUCUAGACUUGCACGCGAUGUAGUUGCAAUACCGGUCUCCACAGUUGCUUCUGAGUCCGCUUUUAGCACUAGCGGAAGAGUACUUGACGCCUUUAGAAGUUCGUUGACUCCGAAAAUCGUAGAAGCUUUAGUUUGUUGUCAAGAUUGGCUUAGAGACUCUAAUAAGCCAAUACAAAUUGAGGAGAUUCUUGGGGAGAUGGAAGAUUUUGAGCAAGGUUUGGCAGCAGUGGGCAAUGGACCAGCAAUUCAACAAUAGCAUAAAAUGGAUGACAACAUUUUUUGGCGGGACAAAGUGGAAUACUAUCCUGAUUUUUGCUUUUUGUGAAGAAUUUUUUGUGUAAACAGCAUAGUGCUUUUAGGCAAUAUAUAUAUGGCUGUAUAUAUAGGUAGUUUAUUGCAAAGUGCAAUUUUUGUUAAAUUGAUACUCACAAUUUAUAAUAUAGUUAUGACUUUUAAA